Molecule: messenger RNA, 5705 nt
Organism: Rana temporaria (common frog)
Lineage: Eukaryota; Metazoa; Chordata; Amphibia; Anura; Ranidae
Product: protocadherin gamma-C5-like
Exons: 4
Coding region: 488-3286 (932 amino acids)
Biological process (GO): homophilic cell-cell adhesion
Cellular component (GO): plasma membrane
Molecular function (GO): calcium ion binding
Source: RefSeq, a predicted model, not a curated record
CUUGUGAACAACAACUGUCAAAAAGAAGCUUGGUCCUUAAGUAGUUAAACUGUUUUAAAAAUGUAAGUCUGCAGUAGGAGAAAUCAUAGAAAGCUAAAGAGUUCCCAAAAUGCACAAGUUGGAAGGUUUCUUUUAGUUGUGAUUGUAAAUAUAGCACUAUAUUAUUCCAGUUUGCAGUUAUUAAAUUCACAACAGUGACCAGUAGAGGGCAGAGAUGACAUCUGAUCCUUCUGCGCUGCACACAACACACAACAGAGCCUCUGCUGUCAUCCUUUCUCUCCCCCCUGGUUUUGUGAAGCGUUCCUCCAGCAACAGAGAAAGGAAGGCUGCUGCUCUGAUAAGAGUUCUGUGGAUGUAUUUAGCAAGUUGGAUACAAAUGUGCUACUCUAUGAAGGUCUCUUUGUGCACCAUGGAUGCACUUAAUUCCUAGGAUUUACAUGUGGAUUCGGAGAAAGCAGUCACGCUGCUUGGAAGGAAGGUUUAAGUUAUGGACAUUCAAAACUCAGCAGAGACUUGGAAAUGGCAAGUAAAGUGCUUCUUUUUCCUUUGUAGCUGGGGCUGGGUCUCUGGGCAGCUUCGCUAUUCGGUCGUGGAGGAGUCUGAGCCAGGGACAGUGGUGGGAAAUGUAGCACAAGAUCUGGGACUGAAAAUCUCUGAUCUCUCGAAACGCAAGCUUAGGAUGGGAUCAGAGGGAAGCAGAAAAUACUUUGCUGUGAACUGGGAAAAUGGAGCUUUGGUAGUGAAUGAAAAGAUAGACAGGGAGAGCCAGUGUGGCUCUAGCACAAGCUGUGUGUUACCCGUUGAAGUAGUUAUAGAAAACCCUCUACAGCUACACCGUGUCAUGGUAGAGAUUAUGGAUAUAAAUGAUAACUCUCCCGUAUUUUCAAACAAUGAAAGAACUAUAAAGAUUACAGAAUUGAUCGCAAGUCCGGGAGCAAGGUUUACUUUGGAAAGUGCACACGAUCUGGAUGUGGGGACCAAUGGAAUUAAACAAUAUAAACUGGAACCGAGUCCUUAUUUCUCGCUGUCUGUAAAGAACCGCAAAGAUGGAACUGUCAUUCCAGAGCUAGUGUUAGAAAAAGUUUUGGACAGAGAAGAAGCAGACAGACAUCACCUUAUCCUUACAGCUGUAGAUGGAGGCACUCCCUCAAGGUCUGGAACUACACAAAUACAUGUCAUUGUCAUGGAUUUAAAUGACAAUCCACCUACCUUUGAAAAGGGAUCCUAUAAAAUUAAUUUAAGGGAAAACACUGCUGUUAACACGAUACUUUUAAAACUUAAUGCCACCGAUCUAGAUGAAGGUGCCAACGGUGAAAUUGAAUAUUCCUUUGAUGAUCACACACCAGAUUCUAUUAAAAGAAUAUUUGCCUUAAAUCCAAGCACAGGGGUUAUUUCUGUUAUUGGGCCAGUUGAUCAUGAAGAGUCAAGGUCGUUUGAGUUAUCCAUCAGAGCAAAAGACAAAGGUGUGCCAGAAAUGGAGGGGAGCUGUGUUAUUCACGUGGAAGUUGAUGAUGUCAACGAUAAUACACCGGAGAUAGUGCUGACCUCUUUAAUGACAGAUGUUCCUGAAGAUACAGCAAUCGGAACAGUUGUUGGGCUCUUCAGAGUAAAUGACAAAGAUUUGGGUCCAAAUGGAGAGGUAAAACUGGAGCUGCCCUCUAAUUUACCGUUCAAAUUUAAAUCUUCAGAUGAUCACUAUUCAUUAAUUACAGAUGGUGCCUUGGAUAGGGAAACAAUGUCCCAGUAUGUCAUUGACCUGGUUGCAAGUGACAUGGGGUCUCCUCCUCUAAGGACGCAAAAAACAAUAAUUUUAAAAAUCUCAGAUGUCAAUGACAACCAGCCUACCUUUUCCCAAGUUACUUACAGUGCCACUGUACAAGAAAACAACAAGCCUGGGCAGUUACUUGUAGAGGUUUUGGCAUCAGAUCCAGAUGAAGGAGAGAAUUCCAACUUAGUUUAUUCAAUUACGGAUGGCCAAGUUGGAGGUUCCACAAUAUCAUCUUUUGUAUAUAUUAAUCCAAAAACUGGAAAUAUUUAUGCACAGCGUUCAUUUGAUUUUGAACAGGUCCAGGUUUUACAAAUCCCAGUGAAAGUUGAGGAUUCUGGAUCUCCAAAACAGUUUUCCAAUACAACUGUGUAUAUCUUCAUUUUAGAUGCUAAUGACAAUUCUCCAUCAAUUUUCUACCCUGAGCAUUCGGAUGAGUUCCUUGCCCAUCAGAAGAUACCAAGGUCAGCCCCAGGUGGAUACUUUGUUACUAAAGUAAAUGCAGUGGACCUUGAUUCUGGUCAUAAUGCAUGGUUAGUAUAUAACUUUGUCAAUGCCACUGACUCAUCUUUAUUCUCUAUAUCUUCCCAAAUGGGAGAAAUUAGGACUACCCGUAGUUUUCAGGAAAAUGAAAAUCAAGAGCAAAGUUUAGUUAUUUCAGUUAGUGAUCAUGGAGAACCUCCCUUGUCUGCUACCAUGACAAUCGUCAUUACAUUAGAAGAUACUACAAUCCAGGAAAAUAUGAAGUCCCAGGAUUUGUUUCCAAGUUCCACAAACAGUUCUGAAAUAACAAUGUAUUUAAUUAUUUCUUUGGUGGCAAUAAGUGCAGUAUCUUUUAUUACCUUCACAAUAUUGCUGAUAAAAUGUCUGAAAAAAGAUAGCGGUGGUCCAGCGUGGUGUUGCAAAGAUGAUUCUGAGCCAAAUCACUACACGGGACAGUAUCAACCAACUCUGCAUUUGAACUCAGACGGUACUUUGAAGUAUAUGGAAGUUAGGAUGGCACCAACAGAUCCUAAGGGUCAGUGUUACAAAUCCUGCUAUUCCACAAUGUCAGAUAAAAAUGAUAUCAACUUCAUGAAGCCUUUAAAUUUUCCUCAACUGAAAAGCAUGUUCAGUGAAAACGAGGCUUUAUUCCCCACUCUAAGGGGGCCUGGGCAGCAGGCGCAGCCUAAUGCAGACUGGCGUAUCUCUCAGGCUCAAAGACCCGGACCCAGUGGAGCUCAACCCACAGAGGAAGCUGGAGUAUGGCCAAACAACCAGUUUGAAACCGAGAGACUUCAGGCGAUGAUUCUGGCAUCCGCCAACGAGGCUGCUGAAGGAACAUCAGGCCUUGGAGGAAGCACAGGCACCAUGGGCCUCAGUGCCCGAUAUGGACCACAGUUCACCCUGCAGCAUGUGCCCGACUACAGACAAAACGUCUACAUUCCGGGAAGUACACUAACCCCGACCAAUGCUGCAGGGAAGCGUGAUGGAAAAGGUGGUGGAAACAAGAAGAAGUCGGGGAAGAAAGACAAGAAGUAACCAUUUUAGAGCAGUUUACAUCAACAGGGCACCAUUGUUUGAGAGCUUUUCCAUCUUAAAAAGAAAAAGUAUUAGGGUGAAGUUGAAUGUCACCUUAGGAAAACAUAUACAUAAAAUCAGUAUCAAGAAUGUGUCAUCGUUAUUUCUGGCUACACAAAAUGUCCUUUAGCUGGACAUUUGUCUGCUUCUAGCCUUUGUGAUGAGAACAUUAUAUUAAAACCUCUGAAAUAAGUGCCCUGAUAUAUCCGUCAAUAUUUUGUACUAGUGCAGGCUAAUUACCUAGCUAACGUAUGCACUCUUUUUACAAACUUCUUCAAUUUGAUUUGCUCCCACAGUUCCAUCUUGUGGAAUUUCUUCCAUUGUAUAUAAUCCCAGCCGAUAUUUAUAAUUUAUAAGCAUUCGGGUAAUUAAGUGUUUUUUACCUGUUUCCCAUUAUUUUUCCAUUGACUAACUAGUGGCACUAGUCAGUGUGCUAAAAGUAGUGAUAUGUCACCAAAUUUUAAAAAUAAAUACUCCUAAAGGGCUUGGUAUAUAUGAAGGCAAGCCCUAAUAAAUGAUAAAAAAUGGAAAAUAAUACUUGCCAAUAUUCUAAAUCCAGGGCCAAAUUUUGUCCAGCUCAUAAUCUUUCCUGCUAGGUAUUACCCUGCUCAUUUUGUCAGUGGGUCUGGAAAUAUUGGUAAUUAUGGAUAAUUUGUGUUGUAAUUGCCUACAAGAAGUGAAGGCACCAUUAUACUAAAACGUGUGUGCUCCACUUGGAAAAUGUAAGCUGUAGUCCUAAAAAAAAAUAAAAAAAAAAAUAGGUUAGCUUGCAAAGUGGCUGCCUCCACUGAGUAUAAGUAAUGGAUACACUUUAACUGAGUUUAUUUUGCUUAAAUAUGUAAAAACAAAUAUAUAUGUAGUGAUUGUACAACUACUACUUAGCAAGAGUGUCAAUGGUCUUGUGCAGUACUUCUUUUAAUACUGUACUUGUUGAUGUUUUGUUUUAUUUUCUGACAGAAAAAAUAUGUAAGUUCCCCCAACUGUGGAUUAAAAGUUUCACAUUAUUUGAUGUAAACACUGAUACAAUUGUUCAUGCCGACUCACUCCUUCAGGGUGUUAAACCGGGUUCUUUACACUUCUGCACACAGAAAUGCAUGUCUAAUUUUCACAUGGUGUCUACAGUUUUCCACCAGAUGUAGGAACUUUGUUGCAUGUAGCCAGCAUGGGGGUCAUUCAUUCUUUAUAUAGAAUGGUUAAAGUAAGCCUGUGUAGUGCAGGGAAAAUGUUUGAGUAUAUUGAGUACUUUCACUUGGGGAGGAGACUAAGACACAAACUAGACUAUCCUACAUUUUCAUAAUUAAAUGUAUAUCAAAAUAGUUCUUACAGUUCCAGUAAUGUAUGUGAGAAAUGACAAAACAUAGUCACAUUUCAAAAUGCCCUACUGGCUUAAGUUAUGAAGCAACUAAUGAACUCUUAAGUUCUUUUGAGCGUUAAUUUAUCUGCUAAAAUGUGGAGGCUUAUUUAAUCAGAUAGAGACUAGUGUGCAAAGUGAAGCAACCUAUAACAUCCUAUCAGAAAUCUUCUUCUGACUACUAUAAACUAAGAAAGAUGAAAUUAGAAUGGUUGAUGUGGAAAACAGCACAUUGCACAUGAUCAAUACCAUUAUCCUAUUAGAAAAUAAGCCUCUAUAUCAAUAUUGUUUGCAGAGGGAGGUAGAGUUUGGACACCGGGGUCACUUGCGAUAUAAUACGAUGAAUUUGGCCAAGCUUCUUUAGAAAUUGCCUUUUAGAGGCUACUGACGUUGCUUUUAUUAAUAUACAGUAGUAACUUGCUUUUUAAAUUGGGCAAAAUUCUUACAUUUUAUGCCAGCGUAAUGUUGCUUUGCUAUAUUUCUCGCUCCUUCACUUCAGUAUCAGGUUAGAUAAAAAAUAAAAAAAAUGCAAAAAAAAAAGGAAGAAAACUUUCAUUAUCCUCCUCCAUGUCUCUUGUAAUAAUAGUAACCAUCCUCACUGCUUGUAAUACUAAUAACUAAGGCAGUAACGUGAGUCUUUUAGCGAUAGAUUACAUUUUUGCUAUUUUUCUUUUCUUUCUAUUGAAACAAAAAAGAAUAUGUCAUUGUAGAGAUACUAUUGUGUUGUAAGAAUGAAGUGCUUAUUUCAUCCCAGUAGCUAACUUGUGAACAGCAGUAUUUUAAUAUUCUCCUAUCUUUACGUGUGGUUUGUGAUCUCAAUGUACAUGAGUUGAAUUGCAUCUGUCCUUUUUAAAUGUGUCUAAUACUAAACUACUAUAUCUACAUAUUAUAUAAAUAUAUAUAGGCUUAUUCCCCUCCCUGUAUCCAUAUACCCAUGUCACUGUAUUACAUGCAAGUUUUAUACUCUGUUUUUAUAUUGCUUUCUUUCUUCGGGAGAAAAAAAAAAUGAAUAAAAUGUUUUCUUCAAAA